CAUUUCUCACUGUCUGUCUGUCUGUAUUUUUUACCACAUCGAUAUCAUCAGAAUCUUUCUUUCUCUCUCUACAAGUGGUGAUGUGUAAUGUAAGCUCUUUUCUUGCAGAGAGGCACUUAAAAUUUAAUUUUUUCGUAUGGGAUUUAUUUCUUCUUUUGAGUUCUUCGAAGCACAGAAACGAAAUAAUUCGAAGAAGCUUGGAAAGCAAGGAGCUUUUCUAGUUUUCUUCAUCUUCUUCUUCUUCUUCUUUAAGUUUCUUUGUUAUAGAUUUUUGAAGCCAGCCUUCUUCUUCUCUGAGAUUUACUUUUAUUUUUGUCCUCUUCUUUCAGUUAUCUUUUCUCUCUUGACUUUCCUGUUUUCUUUUCGACCUUUGCUUUAUCGAAAGCGGCAAGAUUAGCUUAAAAAAGGGAAUUUUAUCAUAUUCUCUUUGUUUUUAUCCCUUUUUCUGUGCUGCAUAAUCUUUGUUUGGAUCUGUCUAUUUUUUUCAGCUCCUAGGUUUUUCUUUUGGGGUUUGCAUGACCCUGAUUUUUUCAAUGUUUGGACGGGUUUUUAUGGGAUUACAAUUUGUAUGCUGGCUGCUUGGUGACUAUUUCUCGUUUCAUUGUAAAGCACGCAUCACAAAGGACCCGAAGACUUCACAGUCCUGGUGAUUGCUUUCCAGGUAACUUGAGGUGAUCUGGGGUUGCUAGUUAUUUCCCCCGUUAUUCUGACAAAAGCUGUGAGGAUAUCCAAGCUCAUAUAUGGAUGUUAAAGACUUAAAGAGCAUAGUUUGAUGAUAUGGGUGAUGCUUGAGAAGUAGUAGUUUGAAACUCUAGCCCGGCAUAUAGCCCUUUGGUAUAAUAUUAAAGAAAUGGAGCAAAAGGAGGGUGAGAGUUGGAAAGAAUUGGUCUGUAAGAUGCUUCCACCAGGUGCCUCUCUCCCUGAAGAUUCAUCAGAGCUUGAUUACUCUAUAGCUAUGGAGUAUAAGGGUCCUCUGGUCGCUUAUGAAGUACCUAGAGUUGAGCCUCUUGAUGCCAUUCCAACUGCAGAACCAUUAUUGGAAUCCCAAAGGUCAGUUGCUAAUACUGGCCCUCCAGUGAUUGAAAUGAUCCCCUUGCCUGUAUCUUAUAUUGCUGCUGUCACAAGUCCGCCUACUCAGAGUCCAAGGGCUUCGGCAAGCUCUGAGUCAGUAGUGUCUGUGUUGCAAAACCCUGAUUUUUCUUCAGCAUCUCCUUCUGCAUCUCCUGGUUCAGCUUGCAAUCCUCCAAGUAAUCCUCCUAAACAAAUUGUUAAUGAAGUCAAGAGAGUGCCGGUUGUUACAUUUAGUACUGUUGAAAGAUCAGAGAGGAAAGAUGUGGAUAUGGAUAAGCCUGUUUUUCCUGAAUAUGAUGGGGUUUCAAAUGAAAAGAAGAAGAAGAAAAGAAGAGUUUGUUAUCAUUGUGGUAAGAGAAAAUGGGAAACGAAGGAAUCUUGCCUGGUUUGUGAUGCUAAGUAUUGCAGCAAUUGUGUGCUUAGGGCAAUGGGCUCAAUGCCUGAAGGACGGAAAUGUGUGACAUGCAUUAGCCAGCCAAUUGAUGAAUCAAAGCGGUUAAGACUAGGUAAGCAUUCUAGACUCUUGUCCCGACUACUCUGUCCUUUGGAAGUAAAGCAGAUUAUGAAAGCAGAGAAAGAAUGUUUUGCAAAUCAGCUCCGAUCAGAGCAGCUAAUUGUAAACGGAUAUCCACUGAAGCCUGACGAGAUGGCAGAAUUACUUGGAUGCCCUUUACCUCCAAGGAAAUUGAAGCCUGGUAGAUAUUGGUAUGACAAGGAAUCUGGUCUCUGGGGAAAGGAUGGAGAAAAACCAGAUCAGAUUAUUAGUUCAAACUUAAAUUUUACAGGGAAGCUGAAUCCUGAUGCAAGCAAUGGCAAUACUGAAGUCUAUAUCAAUGGUCGGGAAAUUACGAAACUUGAAUUGAGGGUGCUUAAGUUGGCAAAUGUGCAGUGUCCGCAUGACACUCAUUUUUGGGUCUAUGAUGAUGGUCGUUAUGAGGAAGAAGGUCAAAAUAACAUUAGAGGGAACAUCUGGGAGAAGGCAUCAACUCGUUUUUUCUGUGCCUUGUUCUCUUUGCCUGUGCCCCAUGGCCAACCUCAAGGAGCAAGGGAGGAGGUUAGCAAUUAUAAUACUGUUCCAAAUUAUCUAGAGCAAAAAAGAAUUCAGAGGCUUCUUCUACUUGGGCUUCAAGGCUCUGGAACAAGCACCAUCUUCAAGCAGGCAAAAUUUUUGUACGGGAAUGGGUUUUCUGCAGAAGAACUGCAGGAUCUCAAGUUGAUGAUACAGAGCAAUAUGUACAGAUAUCUUAGCAUAUUACUGGAUGGUCAGGAGCGGUUUGAGGAGGAAGCAAUGUCUCGCAUACGAGAACUAGGUUCCGAUGAUCACAACUGUGAAGCAGGUGGAGAGGUUGACCCUGGUGAAACUGACCAGUGUGUCUAUUCUAUCAACCCAAGGCUAAAGCAUUUUUCUGACUGGCUGCUGGACAUUAUAGCCACUGGAGAUUUGGAUGCAUUUUUUCCUGCUGCAACACGUGAGUAUGCUCCAUUAGUUGAGGAGUUGUGGAAAGAUCCUGCUAUACAGCACACAUACAGAAGAAAAGAUGAGCUUCAUUUUCUUCCAGAUGUUGCAGAGUACUUUUUAAGCAGGGCUGUUGAGGUGUCAAGCAAUGAAUAUGAACCUUCUGACCGUGACAUUCUUUAUGCUGAAGGGGUUACCCAAGGGAAUGGUUUAGCAUUCAUAGAGUUUUCGCUUGAUGAUCAUAGUCCAAUGCCUGAAACCUACACAGACAAUUUGGAAGCUCCCUCCCAGGCUCUGAUCAAGUAUCAACUUAUAAGGGUAAAUGCAAAGGGGAUGAAUGAGGGAUGCAAGUGGGUGGAAAUGUUUGAAGAUGUGCGUGUGGUAAUAUUCUGUGUGGCCCUUAGUGAUUAUGAUCAGAUGUCGAUAGCACCAGAGAGUAGUGGCAGUGGAGCACUGCUUCAAAAUAAGUUGAUACAGACCAAGGAGCUAUUUGAAACAAUGCUAAGGCAUCCUUGCUUUAAGGAUACCCCUUUUGUGUUGAUACUAAACAAGUAUGAUCUCUUUGAGGACAAAGUCAAUCGGGUGCCUUUAAGCACUUGUGAGUGGUUCAAUGAUUUCAGUCCAGUGAGUACUCUCCAUAACCGUCAGUCACUGGCUCAGCAGGCUUACUUUUACGUUGCAAUGAAGUUCAAGGAUCUAUAUGCUUCCCUUACCGGACAGAAACUUUUUGUUUGGCAAGCUAGGGCAAGAGACCACCGGAAGACCAUUGAUGAAGCAUUCAAGUAUAUAAGGGAGGUUCUCAAGUGGGAAGAGGAGAAAGAUGACAACUACUAUGGAGGAGAAGAUUCAUUUUACAGCACGGACGUUAUCUCCUCACCAUUUGUGAGGCUAGAAUGACCUGCUUUCGGAAUUUACUUGUAUUCUUCCAAUACAAAGAAAGUCCUAGGAGCCACGUGCAUGCCUCAGUGCUCAAUCAAAUAAGGAUAGCUGUUGUAAAUUUUUUUGUUGUCCAAAAUAUCAAUUUAAUGAUAUCGGUCAAGUUGUUUCAGAUUGAUUUUGUCUUGCACGAUUCAGGUGAGAUUUUGAAGGUUGUCUCUGCACUUUUCCCAAAUGCAACAUGAUAUGAACCAGAAGCAAAUAGCAGAUUCCUUUUAUUCAAGGAAUGUCUUGUAUUUACAAUCCAAAGCAUCUUUUUUAUGUUUUUAGUGGGAUGGACACAGCAAAUGUUACGAGCAGAUGAAAACAGCGUUCAAGGCCAUUAUUCCUCGGAGGAGCUGAUGAUUAACACGGGGAACAACUUGAGUUCGAGCGCCUCAUAGUUUCCCUUUGUUUUCUAAAAUUGAGAAGACUGAGAGAGAGAUAAUAGGAAUGUAUAUAGAUUUAAACCAGCUGAAGAAAGGCUAUGGAAAUGGUAAUAUAUAGUAUUCCUUGCAUUCUAGGCAUAUGCACAAUUGCUCUUAUUUGGAGCGCAAAAAAAAAAGAAAACUGCGUCGCAUAUUUCUCUUGGGAUGCAAAGAUGAUAAUCUGUAAAAACUAGACCUAGUGUUAAUCCCAGUAUACAAAUCAUACAGUUUGACCGUCCUAGGCAGGCAAUCAUUUAAUACGAAUCAUCUCAGAGGUAAAUUAAAAAAAGAUCAUAGUAAUUCAAGAACCAACUAG
Messenger RNA from Durio zibethinus, 4186 nucleotides. Its product is annotated as extra-large guanine nucleotide-binding protein 3-like. Lineage: Eukaryota; Viridiplantae; Streptophyta; Magnoliopsida; Malvales; Malvaceae. Gene Ontology annotation, cellular component: cytoplasm; heterotrimeric G-protein complex. The record is from RefSeq and is a predicted model, not a curated record. Gene Ontology annotation, molecular function: G protein-coupled receptor binding; G-protein beta/gamma-subunit complex binding; GTPase activity. Gene Ontology annotation, biological process: adenylate cyclase-modulating G protein-coupled receptor signaling pathway.